CCUGCUGCUCUCCAGAGCCCACAUCACCUCAGCAGCUCCGUGGUCUGCUCUGCACACCCAGCGCCCCACAAACAGCUACAGCAGAAUGUUUAAAAAACUCACCAAAUUCAUCGUAAAUCAAACGAAUCCACGCGAAGAAUUCGUCCCUGUCGAGAGCAUUUCAGGCAAUGAGCACUUCAGGCCUCUCUAUCUACUGAUAAGAAAGAGAAAAUCAAAAACCAUAUUCCACCCAGCUCCUUACUACCAGCGGACAGGGUUCAAACUGCAUGAUGUGCUGCUGCCUGCAGAAGAUGGUGAAAGCACAGAGCCCCUCCUUCAAGAUUCCAGCCAAUUUACUCUCACAAAAAUCAGCAAAGACCAAGCUGAUGGAGGUCUCAGUAUUUCAUGUGACCCUGCAAGUGGAGACCUGCAAGGAGGUGCCUCCUUCUCCAAGGAGAUUGAUAUCAAGACACAUAAUAAGAGUGUACCACAGGAAUCACUGCAGAAACUGACAAAAGAAAGAAAAAUCAACAUGGAUCAUUCAUUCAUCCGCCAACUCCAGAGAACAAACAUCAAGCUAUACCUGGUCACUGAAAACCUUGUAGCCUCAGAGGAGACUGUCUACAAGGAAUCCACCAAGGCAGACGGGGGCUUCAAGGCCAAAUUUUAUGCCACACUCUUUGCAAAGGGCACCAGUGAGGACAAACAAACCAUAGUCAUACCCAAGGGCUGCACUCUGGCCUUCAGAACCAUCCCUCUACACAUUAGAGAUGGAGCAUGGCAUCUGGACUAUUUCCUACUAUACUCUGAGGAAAUUGUAAUAUAUGGAACUUGUGAUGAAUCAAUGGGAAAAUUAGAAGAAGUGGUUGGAGAAGUGGAAUACCGCUGUCAAAUUUUCUCCAGCUUGUCUCCUGACCGCCUGCUCAUUGUCUUCAACACCAUCAAAGCUGCCAUGAGAGACAAGAACCUCCUUCAAGAGCUCAACCAGAAAAUGGAAGAUAUUCCUGAGCAAAAGGAUGGGUAUGAGCUGAAAACUGAGAGCCCAGACUUAAAAGACCUGUUCUGCAUCUUACAGCAUUCUGCAAGAGAUUGCCUCAUUAAGCUGGCUGAAGGAAUCAUCUACAUCCUUGAUGCUUUGCAUGAGCUAAUGGAUGAUCAGCUGCUGCUGCUGCUGGAAUCCUUGGAAAGGAAGAUUCUGUCCCAACAGCUGAAACUGGUUGAAAACCUCCUGGAACAUGACCUGGAGGAUAAGAUGUGUAAUUUCCAUGUGGAUGCCAGCCUGCUCUCCUUCCCACACAAGGAGGAACAGAUGUUAACCAUGGAACUGGUAGAGCUGAGUGGAGUGCAGCUCCAGGAAGAUGGAUCAGCUGUUUCUUUGGAUCAACCCUUCGAGGCCGUGGCAGCCCUGUUUGUGGCCCUGUACGCCCUCAAACUCCUGAGCGGCUCCAACUAGGACACACCAGGCCCUGCCCAGGGAAACCCUCUGUAAAAGCACCAGAAAAUCUCUGAUGACCAAGCACGUUUCUCUCCCAAUAUCAUACUUGCUAAUGCUGCUUUGGCUGGGAAAAGCAAAUUGAGGGCUGGAUAAUUAAUUCUUGAUGCUAUGAUAGGAUGGAUAUCAAUGUGGAUUUGUCUGUCUGUCUCCCCAAGAAUACUGAGGUGUAACAGGGGAAUCCACAAGCUCAAAGAAUCUCAGGCCUGCCACCAGUGCGUGGUGUAAUCCUGCUUCCCUCAAAAUGCUGCUUCUGCAAUUAUUAAAUGGGAAAGGGAAUGAUAAAGGGAAUGGGAAGAGAGGGAAAUGCAAAGGAAAAGGAGAAAUACAAAGGAAAAGGGGAAAUGCACAGGAAAACAUGAGCCGUGCUUCACUUACCCUGGUCUUUCUGAGCUUCAGCAGGGACUCCAUGAACUGCUGGUGCCACAAAGGUGGGGAAAUCCCAGAGGUUUCACUGACACCUCCCUGGUCCCAUCUCUCUGAGUUGCUUGACAGACACCAGCAGCACUUCAGAGCAACACUACAAAUACCCCCAUUAUCACUUUUUAAAUAAAUAGCACGUUCUUGCUAAGCAUUUGGGUGUUUUAAAGGGCAAUUUCUUAUUUUCAUGUCUUUUCGGUCCCAUGGCAAAUCCAAGAGAAUCAGGAUUGAAACUGCACAAGAAAUAAGGGCCCUUGAUGUGGUCACAGCAGCCUUGUCUAGAGAAUACUCUAAAAUUUACAAUGAAAGUUUUGAUUACUCCUUUGUAAAGU
Messenger RNA from Catharus ustulatus (Swainson's thrush), 2223 nucleotides. Its product is annotated as gasdermin-A3-like. NCBI's taxonomy places the organism in Eukaryota, Metazoa, Chordata, Aves, Passeriformes, Turdidae. The transcript has 10 exons. Gene Ontology annotation, molecular function: phosphatidylinositol-4-phosphate binding; phosphatidylserine binding; phosphatidylinositol-4,5-bisphosphate binding. Gene Ontology annotation, biological process: pyroptotic inflammatory response; defense response to bacterium. The coding region runs from base 86 to 1432 and encodes 448 amino acids. The record is from RefSeq and is a predicted model, not a curated record.